AAGUUAUACCUGAAGCUGAACCAAGUAAAAGAAAACAUAAAUUAGCUAGUGAUCAAGCACCAUUAUCUGAGUUUUUAGAAAGCACCAAACUGACCCCACAAUGUGAAAGUAAUAUUAAUUUAGCUUUAGUUAGAGCAUUUAUAAUCUGUAAUAUACCUUUUCAUAUUAUUAGCAAUCCAUAUUUUAUUGAUGCAUUGCGAGAAUUAUGGCCUAAAUACCAACUACCAUCAAGACAAUUACUUGCAGGUCAAUUAUUAAAUGCUGAAAUAAUUAAAGUUAAUCAAAAUAUUAUUAAUGUUUUAGAAAAAGCAAGCAAUUUGACUCUUGAUUUAGAUGGGUGGACAGAUCCAAGUGGAAAAUUAUUAUGGAAUUUUGUAAUUCAUACUCCUGCUGGACAAGAAUAUCUUUGA
Molecule: messenger RNA, 410 nt
Organism: Cetraspora pellucida
Lineage: Eukaryota; Fungi; Glomeromycota; Glomeromycetes; Diversisporales; Gigasporaceae
Source: the annotation of a GenBank genome assembly